Molecule: messenger RNA, 1110 nt
Organism: Triticum aestivum (bread wheat)
Lineage: Eukaryota; Viridiplantae; Streptophyta; Magnoliopsida; Poales; Poaceae
Product: probable thiocyanate methyltransferase 2
Exons: 10
Coding region: 1-1110 (369 amino acids)
Molecular function (GO): nucleic acid binding; S-adenosylmethionine-dependent methyltransferase activity; RNA-DNA hybrid ribonuclease activity
Source: RefSeq, a predicted model, not a curated record
AUGGCCGCCUACACCGGCGCUAUAAUUUACACUGCAUGCAGGAAGACUUUUACAUGUGAUAAUGGCUUGGAGGCAGAGCUCUUGGCGUGCAGAGAAGGCGUCGAGCUCGCGCUGCACAGAACCCAACUCCCCUUCGUUGUUGUUGAGCUGGACUGUGCAGAGGCGGUAAUGAUGACCAAGAGUCCCAUGCAAAAUCGCUUGAAGUAUACGGCACUGGUACAGGACAUCAAAGGAAUGAUCGCUGAGAGCAUGAGGGAGAUAGUGUCGGCUCACAUUAGUCACUCACAUAACAAGGUUGCUCAUGGCCUUGCUGCCUACGGUAGAUGUGCGCCUCGCAUCGCGGUGUGGUUUGGGCCGGGGACAAAUGAAAUUGGGUGGGGGUCGGCAAUUCACAGGCAACAGCAACCAUAUCAGUCGGCGUACUCCAUGGCCACAGUCCUACUCGACGGCUCCAACCCGGCGGUGGUUCGCGUGCGGCAGCUCAUCGACGGCACCGAAUCUUCAGAUGGGUGGACCAGGUGCUGGGAAGAAGGCCUGACGCCGUGGGACCUCGGCGAGCCCACCCCGGCCGUCGUCGAGCUCGUCAAGUCCGGCACCCUCCCCGGCGGCGGCGGCACCACCGCCACCGUCCUCGUCCCGGGAUGCGGCGGGGGGUACGACGCGGUAGCUCUGUCCGGCGCCGGACGCUUUGUCGUCGGCCUCGACGUCUGCGACGCCGCCAUCCAAAAGGCCAGACAGAGAUGGUCGUCGAUAUCGCCGGACGGGAACUUCAUCGCCUUCGUCAACGCCGAUUUCUUCACCUGGGAGCCACCCAAGCCAUUCCAUCUCAUCUUCGACUACACAUUCUUCUGUGCUAUUGAUCCAUCCUUGAGAUCAGCAUGGGCAAGGAGAAUGUACGACCUACUCCGACCAGAUGGAGAACUCAUCACCCUCAUGUACCUGGUUGAAGGCCAGGAGUCCGGGCCACCAUUCAACGCCACUGUGCUCGACUAUGAGGAGGUGCUGAAUCCCUUGGGUUUCGUCAUUGUCUCCAUUGAAGACAAUGGAGUGGCCGUUGAAGCAAGAAAGGGGAUGGAGAAAAUGGCAAGGUGGAAGAAGAUGGCAAACUGA